Messenger RNA from Heterobilharzia americana, 1713 nucleotides. The record is from the annotation of a GenBank genome assembly. Lineage: Eukaryota; Metazoa; Platyhelminthes; Trematoda; Strigeidida; Schistosomatidae.
AUGCAUAUUCAAGUUUCGUGUCCCAUUAACAUAGCCCUACUGAAAUAUUGGGGGAAGAGUGAUGACUUAAAUGUAUACCCGUUGACUCCCUCAAUAAGUCUGACACUAAAUCAAGCACAGGUUGGAACAAUAACAACAGUUUGUAUUAGCAGUAAUUUAAAGGAGUCUCACUUCAGGCUCGAUGGAGAGAUCAAGCAGUUCCCCUCAAGGCUUUUGGACGUGUUAAUAGUUGCACAAUUGCGUUCUAGGCUUGCCGGAAAAUCGAUCCAGUCACCUUUUGUAUGUGUAGAUACCGAAAAUAAUUUUCCAACCGCAGCGGGACUGGCGUCAAGUGCAUCUGGAACUGCUGCAUUCGCAUUUGCCCUAGGCAAAUUGUACUCAUUAGAUGGUGAUUAUACCCCGUUUUCCCGACGUGGUUCUGGAUCUUCAUGCCGUAGUUUAUCUGGUGGCUUUGUUUACUGGUCAAAUAAUCCAGAUGAUUAUACUCAUCGCUCUUCUAUUCACCAGCUUUUUCCUGCAUCACAUUGGCCGGAACUUAAAUUGCUGAUUUGUGUUACAAGUGAAAAAACUAAGCCUGUCGGAUCGACCGUUGCAAUGCGUAACUGUGUGCAAACGAGUGAUUUAUUUCGCAGCGCUCGCUUACCAUCCUCUAAGCAGCAUGAAAUAACAUUGAUUGCAGCUCUGAAAAACCGUGAUUUCUCCACUUUGGCAGAGGUGACCAUGCGUGAAAGUAAUCAGCUUCAUGCUCUUUGUCUGGAUACUUGGCCGCCUUGCACUUACCUAAGUCAUACGAGUCAUUGUAUCAUGACCUUUGUCCAUCAAAUCAACAAACAUUUCAAGAGAAACUUUGUUGCUUAUACAUUUGAUGCUGGCGCAAAUGCAUUUUUGUUAGUGGAGUUAAAAAACAUUCCAAUCAUUCUCAGGUAUCUUACUGAGUGUUUUGGCUGUCCACUGGAAGUUUGUGAUUCUGCAGUUGAUCCUGAGAGUUCUGCUAUUCACAGUAGUAAUAACUCAACAAAGCACCUGAAAAUUACUGGAAUUCCGUAUACAUUGUCAAGUGAUCCUGUAGAUCAGAGUCUUUUGGAAAAAUUACCCUGUAAUCACGGUGGUAUUCUUUAUGUGAUCAGUACUGAAGUGAGUCUCGAAUAACUUCGUAUGUAUUAUUUGUUAUCGAUUGGACUGAAAGCAGUUACCAUCUUAGUGUAUUUAGUUUACGGUGUGUGGGGGUCAGAAGGAAAAGUUGUACUGUGAACUGUGUGGCAUGUGAUAGGAGAGGGGAUUUUCCUCAGAUAAUGCUGCUUACUCUGUAGUAAGAGGGAAGUUAGCAAACAUCAGUCCCGAAAAUGGUACACUCCUCCCUGCUCUGCAGUAUUCCAGUAGCGACGGUUGCAUAAUCAAGCUAAAAUUCAACACUUGAAAAGACCAUGUGUGACCGAUAUGAAGCAGAUGUCACAUAAGUUGUUCGGUGACACUAAACCAAUUUUCUACCCUUUCUAUACAAACAACUCCCGCGGUGCUGACAGCUGAGAAGUACCAACUACCAGGACGCUUUCAGGCAUGUAAAAUCCAACUAACCAUAACCUAACUAACGUUUGUUGCUUCCCUUGCCCGCACUUCCUGUUACUAAUGUUAAGCCUCUUAUAGCACAACGUCUUACACUACAACCAUAACUAACUAUCCAGACCAGCUGUCGCUUAUUGGUUUAGAGAGAUG